Nycticebus coucang (slow loris) is the source of this 3116-nucleotide messenger RNA. Its product is annotated as ESF1 homolog. Gene Ontology annotation, cellular component: nucleus. NCBI's taxonomy places the organism in Eukaryota, Metazoa, Chordata, Mammalia, Primates, Lorisidae. Gene Ontology annotation, biological process: rRNA processing. The record is from RefSeq and is a predicted model, not a curated record. Gene Ontology annotation, molecular function: RNA binding.
GGACGUAUUUGGUUUCUGCAAGAAUUUGUUCAAGACAUUUAAAAAUGUCGUCCAAACAAGAAAUAAUGAGUGACCAGAGGUUUAGGCAGGUUGCAAAGGACCCAAGAUUUUGGGAAAUGCCAGAAAAGGAUCGAAAAGUCAAAAUUGACAAGAGAUUUCGAGCCAUGUUUCAUGACAAAAAGUUCAAGUUGAACUAUGCUGUGGAUAAAAGAGGACGCCCAAUCAACCAUAGCACUACAGAAGACUUAAAACGUUUUUAUGACCUUUCAGAUUCUGAUUCUGAUCUUUCCGAUGAAGAGAGAAAAACAUUUAAUCAAAAGAAAAUGAAGAACAAAAAACCCCAGAUGAAAAAGGAAGUAGAUCCAAAAAAUCUGUUUGAGAAAAACAAAGAAACCAAGAAAGUUAAUCAAAUGGAUUUGGAAAAUAAAAGUGAUUUACAUAAUUCUGAAAGAAUUCAGAAAAUGAAAAAUGCAUGUAAAUCUAAGGUAGAUUCAAACACAAGUCCAAAGAAAGAUAGCAAAGAUUUUACCCAAAAAAGUAGACGAGAGAAAAAAAACAUUGUUCAACAUAACACAGAUUCUUGUCCCAAAGGAAAACUAAGGAAAAUAGACUCUGACACCUUUGACAUUGUGAAAUCUCCUGAGAUGAAGUGUUCUAAGACAAGAGAAUUGCAAUCAGUAGUUCCACCCGUGAUAGCAAGAGACAGUGAUAUUCAUGAAAAUUCAGUGGGCGGCAAAAUGUUUGACAAAGGUGCUCUGAAGGAAGAUUCAGAAAGUGUUAGUGAAAUAGGAAGUGAUGAAGAAUCUGAAAGUGAGAUUACAGGUGUUGAUAGAGCUUCAGUUGCUGAUGAUAAUGUAGAGGAAGAUGAGGAAGAAGAUGAAGAUGAGGAUAAUGAAGAGAAUGAAAGUGACAGUGGUCCUGAUCUUGAGGGUAAAGGAAAUAUAGAAACUAGUUCUGAAGAAGAAGAUGAUAUGGCAGAUUUGUUUCCAGAAGAAUCUGGUUUUGAGCAUGCUUGGAGAGAAUUAGAUAAAGAUGCUCCUCGGGCUGAUGAGAUUACACAUCCAUUAGCAGUUUGUAACAUGGAUUGGGAUAGAUUAAAGGCAAAAGAUUUGCUGGCUCUGUUCAAUUCAUUUAAACCUAAAGGAGGUGUUGUAUUUUCUGUAAAGAUAUAUCCUUCAGAGUUUGGAAAGGAGAGAAUGAUGGAAGAACAAGUUCAAGGACCAGUAGAGUUAUUAAGCAUUCCUGAAGAUGCCCCCGAAAAGGACUGGACCUCUAGAGAGAAAUUGAGAGAUUAUCAGUUCAAACGACUGAAGUACUAUUACGCAGUAGUAGACUGUGAUUCUCCUGAAACAGCCAGUAAAAUUUAUGAGGAUUGUGAUGGCCUGGAAUUCGAAAGUAGUUGUUCUUUCCUAGAUCUAAGGUUUAUACCAGAUGAUAUUACUUUUGAUGAUGAACCUAAGGAUGUAGCCUCAGAAGUGGAUCUAACAGCAUAUAAACCAAAAUAUUUCACAUCUGCUGCAAUGGGAACAUCAACGGUGGAGAUCACUUGGGAUGAGACUGAUCGUGAAAGAAUUACAACAUUCAAUAGGAAGUUUAAAAAGGGAGAACUUUUGGAUAUGGAUUUUCAAGCCUACUUAGCUUCUUCUAGUGAAGAUGAAGAGGAGAUAGAAGGUGCUGAUAGAGUUGAUAUAGAAGAAGAUGGAAAAACAAAGAAAAGUCAGAAGGAUGAUGAAGAGCAGAUUGCUAAAUAUAGGCAGCUCUUGCAGGUUAUUCAAGAAAAAGAAAAGAAAAGCAAAGAAAAUGAUAUGGAAAUGGAAAUUAAGUGGGUCCCAGGUCUUAAAGAAAGUGCAGAAGAGAUGGUCAAAAACAAAUUGGAAGGAAAAAAUAAACUGACUCCUUGGCAACAAUUUUUAGAGAAGAAAAAAGAGAAAAAAAGACUGAAAAAGAAGCAGAAGGCUCUUGCUGAAGAGGCCAGUGAAGAGGAACUUCCCUCUGAUGUUGAUUUGAAUGACCCAUACUUUGCUGAAGAAGUUAAAAAAAUAGGUAUAAAGAAAAAAUCAAUAAAAUCUGCAAAAGAUGGCAUGUCUCCAGAAGAAGAAACUGAAACGGAAAGACAAAAGGCUGAAAUGGCUUUGCUGGUGAUGGAUGAGGAGGAGGACAGCAGGAAACACUUCAAUUAUGACAAGAUUGUUGAGCACCAGAAUCUGAGCAAAAAGAAGAAAAAAAAGCUCAUGAAAAAGAAAGAAUUAUUAGAAGAUGACUUUGAGGUAAACGUAAGUGAUGCACGGUUCCAGGCAAUGUAUACUUCCCACUUGUUCAAUUUGGAUCCCUCAGAUCCUAAUUUCAAGAAAACAAAAGCUAUGGAAAAAAUCCUUGAGGAGAAAGCCCGGCAGAGAGAACAAAAAGAACAAGAACUUACUCAGGCAAUAAAGAAAAAAGAGAGCGAGAUUGAGAUUCAACACAAAUCACAAAAGAAGUCCAUUGAUCCUGCAUUGUCAAUGCUAAUUAAAUCUGUAAAAAACAAAACAGAACAGUUUCAAGCAAGAAAAAAACAAAAAGUCAAAUAACUGGUAUUGUUUCUUUUGGUAUUGAGAAUAUAUUGUCCUAUACAGAAAUAGUAAAAGGAAUAUUUAUUGGGAACAAAGUUAGCUUUCAAGAAAAGAAUAAAAUCUUAUUCUGACCAUAGUAAAAUUUUUCUCCAGAAAUAAUUGUUGUAUAUAAUAGUGGAUGACUGACACAUUUAUACUGUAUGUUCCCACAGAUAAAUUAUAAUUAAAUCAGAUUACUGGAUUAUAAGAUUUAUAACAUUUUAUAUUUUGUUAUGUUCAGUUAUAACUAGUACAAAGUUACUCUAGCUCUUUAAAAUAAAUAUUGUUCACAAUUCUAUUAUACGUUAAAAGAGUGGUAUCUACUCUGAAGUCUUUGUAAAGGUCAGGGACAACUUGAUGAUGUGUAUAUGUAAUACAUUAAUUUCUCUGGAUCAGGAGGCAGAUUUAGAUUGCUAUUAAAAUAAUUUAUUUUUCUAGCCACAAAGGGUGAAAGCUAAGGACUUUCUUUGUAGUUUAGUUAUGUUAAUGUAGUUUAUGAAAUUAACUUGUAAAUAAAGGUACAAGAUA